CGCCAUCACAACCUGACAAGUAACUUUUGGCCUCUUGCUAACAGCUGUCUCACUGAUAACGUAAAAGGGAGCCGUUUUUAUUGAUUUGUGUCCGAACACAUUGUUCGGCUUCGAGAGUCACGAGACGAACGCAAUCGAUUCUGUGGAGCAACAACCAGCCUCUACUAUGUCCAACCAAACGAAUACCCGUGAGAAAGGUGGUUGUUCCAUGAGAGAAGGGGAAAGCACGUCAGGCAAUGGCUAUCAAAAGACGAACGCGAUGUCGCUACUGCCUCAAAUCCGAUCCGAUGAUCUUUCUACCGACUACAGCUACACGCCAGUUGAGAUGGCCUCAUUCUCAAGUAAUAUCAGUGAUCCAGGACGAAAGCCUGUGGAGACAGUAGAAGUCACUAGUCUGCACGCAGAAUCAGGCACGGCAUGGCAACCGCCGCUAACGAGUAAGAUAUAUCGUAUAUGGACAGAUGGCUGGACAAUCGAGGUGCUGUGCUGUGCUAUGGCUGUCAUGACCCUGACCUGUCUCUGUGCCACCCUUCGCUACUUUGAUGGACACAUCAUCACCGCAAUACCUCUCAAGAUCAACAUCAAUACUCUGAUUGCUGUUUUUGGCGCUCUGAUGAAGGCUGCCAUCCUGCUUCCAGUGGCUGAAAGCAUUAGCGAACUGAAGUGGACAUGGUUCGCGAAAAGCAGAAACUUGAUGGAUCUGGAAAGCUUUGAUGUCGCCAGCAGGGGACCAUGGGGUGCUGCCCGGCUUGUUUGGUAUCUGCGUAGUCGUGGCAUUGCCGCGCUCGGAGCUUGGAUAACAGUAAUGGCGUUGGCCAUCGAUCCUUUUACUCAGCAGAUCAUUCGCCCGGUCUUAUGUCACCACAGCGUUCCUAAUGGAAUAGCACAAAUCCCACGCGCAAACAAUCUCACCGGCAUUGCUGCAAAGUUUGGUGCCGGUAUCCCGCUUCAGUUGGUCCCUGAUGUUGCAGCUGCCAUAUAUGGAGGCCUGAUGAACGACUAUUCAAGGCUGGAUAUUCAGUGCUCCACUGGUAACUGCACUUUUCCAAACAGCCCAUCUGGAGGAUCUUUCCAAACUCUUGCCCUAGACGUGUCAUGUGUAGACAUCUCGGCUGAGAUCGUUGAAGCCGAUUCGGAUCCGACAACAAUGUGGUACCUUCGUGGCAUUGGCAAUUCUACCACGGUUGUCGGACAGGGAGCUCUCGUGCGUACGAGCCCCACUUCCAUGGGAUCGCCUUUCAACAAGUAUUGGCCUGCAGAACGCGAUAUUGUCUUGUUCAGUUUUGCGUCCCUGAUUUAUAUAAGGAACGAAGAGUGUGAACAGGCCAUGAGCAACGAAACUUCGUCGACGUGUCCUCAGGCUCCUCUAGCAGUAGAGUGUAGACUAUGGCCCACGAUCAGGACUAUAACCGCAAGUAUUGAUCUAUCAGAGCUUCAAGAACACGUCAUAGACUCUCAACCGUUGGAGUUCGUCCCUUAUUCAUCUUACGGUCGUGCCAGGUCCCCUCUCGACUCCUGGCUGAGCAUUCCUGACAAGGUUCUUCGAGAUGGCGAAUGGGAACCCUGCACUGCGUCUCUGACAUACACUCCGGACACACCCGUACCAAUUUCCAAUCAUACAUUGUGGUUUUCUUCUGUAGAACCAGAGCCAAGUGAUUUGAGAUGGUGGGCGGGUGAUUGCAUAUUCUGGGUGCCUACAGGUAUUGGCAACGCUUUCUCCUCGUUUCUGGAUGAACUGUAUCUUGAUAAGGUUAUGGCAGGUGCUUACGGGCCAUCCGCAACCAUGUCAACAAUGGGCGACGUAUGGAUCAAGAGAUUGUACAACAAUGGCGCAGCGACGGUUGACACUGUCGAAACGAACUUCCGUCAGCUUGCAAAAUCGAUCAAUACAUUCAUGCGCAACAACAAUUCGACGGUAGAUGCAGCGUUUGAAGCGAAAACCAUCUACGCUACGGGGAGUGCAAACAAGACAGAAACGUGCAUACUUGUCCAAUGGGCUUGGCUGUCAUUCUCUGCUAGUUUGGUACUUUUGACCGUGGUAUUUCUAAGCUUGACAGUCUGGAAGACAAGAGGCGCUCACGGGCUUGAGGCUGCCAAAGGUGUUUGGAAAUCAUCCGUUUUAGCAGUACUCUUUAGUGGCUUGAACGAGCAAGCAAGAAGGGACUGCGGAGCACCGGAGAAGAAGAGCGAGAUGAUACGAUGCGCCGAAGGUAUCAAGGUGGCCUUGAAUCCUACCGAGCAUGGUUGGCGGCUUACUCGAGGAUAACAUAGAUGGAUCCCAAUACGUUAUGGGCAACAAUUGUAGUCAAAGCCGC
Molecule: messenger RNA, 2315 nt
Organism: Alternaria alternata
Lineage: Eukaryota; Fungi; Ascomycota; Dothideomycetes; Pleosporales; Pleosporaceae
Exons: 4
Coding region: 167-2266 (699 amino acids)
Source: RefSeq, a predicted model, not a curated record